GUUUCCUUCUGUGACCAAUUGAGUUUUCCUUCGGAUUUGACCACUGAAGAACCCUCCAUGUUGUCAUGCGGGCACUCAUUCUGUGCUGGAUGCAUCCAACAUUGGUUGAGUGAGAAUAUUUCCUGCCCCACUUGCCGCACUGACACCCAAGUGCCAAUUCGAAAUAUCUUGAAGGCGCACUGCAAUACACAUGGAAUUGAUCUCCGCGACGAGGCUCACCAGGCCUUCCACCCCUCCAACGUCGGCGAAUUGGCAGAAGAGUUGCCCGUGGGGAUAGCAGCACUGGCUCGGUACAUCAGUAGGCUACCGCGAGUCAUUGUAAAGGCCAGAUAUGCAUUCAUUUACCUCCAACGAUGGUGA
Messenger RNA from Angiostrongylus costaricensis, 360 nucleotides. The record is from the annotation of a GenBank genome assembly. NCBI's taxonomy places the organism in Eukaryota, Metazoa, Nematoda, Chromadorea, Rhabditida, Metastrongylidae.